Molecule: messenger RNA, 5892 nt
Organism: Bactrocera oleae (olive fruit fly)
Lineage: Eukaryota; Metazoa; Arthropoda; Insecta; Diptera; Tephritidae
Gene: Pgant9
Product: polypeptide N-acetylgalactosaminyltransferase 9
Biological process (GO): protein O-linked glycosylation
Cellular component (GO): Golgi apparatus
Molecular function (GO): polypeptide N-acetylgalactosaminyltransferase activity
Source: RefSeq, a predicted model, not a curated record
GACUUGGUUUGGCUUUUGCUGUUUGGUUACCUUUGGGGGCGCGCAUGCAGUCCAGUCUUCGUUUCGCCGUUAUCCGCGUUGGUUCGUUGUCAAAAGUAUAGCGCUGAUUGUUGUCGUGUCAACGCGUUGCUCCUCAAGUUCAGUGAGUGUUUUCAUACAUGCAUACACACAAAUAUAUAUAGUUACAAACAACGCGGCCGUUGCUGAUGGUGACAGGUGCGCGUGUGUAAGCAACAAAUAAAUUAUUGAAAAGGUGGAAUAUAAAAUAAAAAUCUGUAAUGAAUGUCGAACAAUGGUUCUGAAAAGUCGCGUAAUUCUUAAAGAUUUUUUGUUUUAUGAAGUUUUGUGAAGAAUUUUAUUGUUUCAUAUUUUAUUGGUUAUCUGGCCAAUUUUUUUUUGCGGCGUCGUGCCAGUGAACUGUUGAAAAAGUAGUUAAUCAGUCGGUGCGCCGCGACAAGUCAGUCAGUCAGCGUGCUGUUUUUGUAAUGUUAACAAGAAAUCAUUCUUUCUUAAAAGCAGUGCGGAAAUUUGAAUAAAAAGUUGUGAAUUUAUUUGUUGUUAUUGCAUUGGCAACUGAAGAGCGUUGCGCGCGUGUAGAGUGUGUGACUAGCGAAACGCGGAAAAAAGAGAAAUUAAAGAAAUUACUUUCAUAAAGCGCCGCAAAGCAUAGCCGAUUGGCACAUUCUUCAGCUGGCUUGCUGUUUGCGUGCGACGCGAAUUUGUGGGAGAAAACGUGCAAAGCUGCUGGCGGAAAAGCGGUUCAAAACAAAACGCUCAAUAAAUCUAAAAAUUCGGUUUAACCAUUCACAGCAGUUACUGAAACUGUAUCUGGCUUAUGUAAAGCAGUUUUAAGCCACUAUAGUAAAAAAUUUCACUCGACAUAAUCAUUUGCGAAAAAUUUUCCAUAGAAAAAGAAAAAGCGUGCAGAAAACACAUACCUUAGAAGACUAAUAAAAAUCGUGAUUGAGCAGAGAGAAGCUUUUGCCAGUAUGUGAUUGUUAUUAAAGUGAAAUAGUCAAGUAAAAUAUGUGCAUAAUACACACAUAUCUGUAGCUCAACAAAAUCAAUGCGAAACCAGCUACACGCCACCAAUGAGAAACCUGUCGCUCAACGCACAACAACAGCAGCCUCAUUAACAUACCGGAUUCGUAGUCAAAACUAAGCGGAAUAUAAAUAAGAGUGUCAGAAGAUUUAAUGGCAUAAAGCUACAAGAAAGAAAGAAAGAGAAAAAAAAAACGAAAACAAAAGCAACAAAAAUGUAUGCUAAUAAGUUUCACUUUCUUUCGACUGAUCGACAGUUUUGAAUCAAUUUCGACUUGGAAACACGAAAUUGAACUCAACAGCCUCCUGCGGCGUAUAUCUACGCGCAUAAUCAACAAAUUAUUGCCAUACAAAAUUAAUUUGCGCUUAAUGACAAAUAUCAACUUCCCACUAGGCACAAGUAGAUCUUCGGAUUAGAUUUGACCCAAAUUAUACGUCGUUUUGUGAUAACGAAUGAAGUACAGUUAUUAAUUUGAUUUUAGACGAAAGCAACAUCAUUUGCUGGCGGGAAAAAGGUAAACAAAACUUUCAAGAAUCACGAAGACUGUGUAUUGUUUUCGUCAAAUGAUGAUCCGAGAUAAAUAAAAACAACAACAAGGACAACAGCAAAUAAAUCAAACGAAGCAGCAGCGCUGAAAUGAAAAUAAAAAUUUAUAUGGGAAGCACUAAGGAAAGGACAUAAAAGUAAACAAAAGACAAGAGUCUUUUUACUAGCACGAGCAACAGCAAGUGUCAGAGAGGAAAGAGCUGAAUUGUGAUGAGGCGAAACUGAAGGCUAAAAAUACAAAAACACAUACAAAUGUAUUAAUGCGAUGAACCGAGAACGACAAUGCGGUUAAGGUCAACACAGUAAAAGCGCAAAAGAAAGGAAUAAAUAAGAGUGGAUGUUAAAAAAGCAACAAAAAACAUAACGCGCGCAUAACAAAACCAACUAGUGCAUAACGGUGAAAAAGAAAUAAAUACAAAUGAAAAGCAUGUGCGAAAAGGCAAAGCAGAGACAGAAGACAGUCCAUGCAUUUUGUGAUUUUUGCGCAAAUUUUGUGUGAGCACACGCGUAAGCAACGGUAAAAGACGCACGAAGAAGACUUCAAAUCAGAAAGAAAAACAAAAAAGUGAGAAAAGAAAAUAUUAUGUUGGUGUGAAAAAAUAGUUGAAUGAGAGCAAGACAAGCUAAAUACAGCUAAUGCCAUUGACGUGGAAAACUGCAAACGUAAACAAAAUUUUUAGUGCGCCGCGAACGAUUUAGUGGCCAGCGGAAACGCAGAGAGCAACGAGCGGAAGGAGGGAAGCAAGCGUAAAGGAGCACAAUAGUAGCAGGACGAAACGCCGAAAAUUAAAAAAAAAAAUUAAAACAAAAUAACAAAGAUAAAAGCUGGAAAAUAUUAAUAAAAAAAAUAUUUAUAAAAAAAAAGUUAAAAGCUGAAAUUGUUAAAAAAAUUAACGCUACAAACAAACAAAGCGUUCAGCAACACAUUUUAUAUUUUUUCAAACUAAAGUGAAGCAAAAAACAUAUCAAUAGCAUUUACUUAAAAAAACAAAAAAAUUUUUGAAGUAUAUCUGCAGGCGCAAGCGACUAUAAUAAUUGUCACUAGAGGCACAAAGCUGCUUUUGCUAAAAAAAACAUACAGCGUAACAGUGCAUGGAAACUAAAUAAUGCACAACAACAAUAACUACUAACAUUAACGCAUUCACUAAGCCAAACAACGACGCUAGACGCCCAACGCUAUGCUAACAAAUUGCGCAAAUAUACAAACACUUAUAUAAAACAGGCACAUGUAACACAGCAACUCGCAAGGUAAACGCAAAUCGGCGCUACGCAAUCAGCGAAAGCGACAAAGCAUAAAUUACAACUAAUUGAGGCAUACAUUUAGGCGCAUAAUAAACAAAUCUCAAUACAGCACUGCGGCAGUGACGUGACGCGCGUUCACAUAACAAAAAUAACUCAUUUUUACGUUAGAAGUAGAGAAACUGACGACGCAGGAGUGUAAUUGCAAGCGUGUGACAGCCUUAGGGUCCAUGCAUUUAGAUGAAAUAUUGGCAAUAGCGACGCGCAAAAAAUUGUAAGGCAACAGCUACUAGUCAACAGCACUACAUAAACACAAACAAAACACCAAUAUAAAUUUAGAAGCAACGCACACACACAUACGAAAUGGCGUUCAUUUGGCGUCGACGCUCUGCGUCCAUUGUGAAAAUCGUGGCCGUGCUCACCGCCAUCUGGUUCACAGUGGCGUUCUUCAUCUACCACGAUGAUGCGGCACAAGGUAGCAGCAACAAAUGGAACGGCAUGUCGCUGGCGCUGAAAAGUGUUGCCGGUGGUGGCGCGCCCCCUAACGCGGUCGACGCUGAGCAGGGCAUUUACGAAGGUGGUGGCGGUUUUGGUGUAGAUCGUGGCGGCGUGGCAGCGGACGAUGGUGGCACGUACGCAGCGAGUGGUCGACGUGAACAGCGACGCGGUGUGGGUGAUGUGCCGCCACUCGAGCACAAUCAGCUGCUGGCAAAUGAAGAUAUUGCCCAACAGGCGGCCGGUGACGAUGCAGCUGGCGCGAUUGUAGGCAAUUUCGCGCCUGAUCUUAAUGUGGGCGAUGAAUCAGUGCAGAAUAAUGUAGUGGUGGCGGCGCAACCAAACGAGCGCGUCUAUCGUGGCAAAUUGAUUGCGGGCAAUAAACCCAGCAGGAGCGCCAUCAAAAAGGUGCCCGAAGAUGAUGACAAAGGCGUACUCGUACCGCCUUCGCCGGCUAAGGAUGCGCCCGGUGAAAUGGGUAAACCCGUUGUUUUACCCACCAAUAUGACCGUAGAAAUGAAGAAGGCCGUCGAUGAUGGUUGGACGAAUAAUGCAUUUAAUCAAUAUGUAUCCGAUAUGAUAUCUGUGCAUCGAACAUUGCCAGAUCCACGAGAUGCAUGGUGCAAGGAGCCAAAUCGCUAUUUAGAAAAUCUACCCGCCACCGAUGUCAUUAUCUGUUUCCACAAUGAGGCGUGGUCGGUGCUGUUGCGUACAGUGCACUCUGUGUUGGAUCGCUCGCCGCCGCAUUUGAUCAACGAAAUUAUACUGGUCGACGAUUUCUCCGAUAUGCCACACACCAAACAACAGCUGGAAGACUACUUCAGCGCCUACCCGAAGGUGAAGAUAUUGCGCGCCCCCAGCCGUGAGGGUCUGAUACGAGCGCGUCUGCUGGGCGCACGCCACGCCACCGCGCCGGUGAUAACGUACUUGGAUUCGCACUGCGAAUGCACCGAAGGCUGGCUUGAACCACUGCUCGAUCGCAUCGCUCGCAACAGCACCACUGUAGUGUGUCCGGUAAUUGAUGUCAUUGAUGAUACAACAUUGGAAUUUCACUACCGUGACUCGGGCGGCGUAAAUGUGGGCGGUUUUGAUUGGAAUUUACAAUUUAAUUGGCAUGCAGUGCCAGAACGUGAACGUAAGCGACACAAGAACUCCGCUGAGCCCGUCUACUCACCCACCAUGGCCGGUGGCUUGUUCUCCAUCGAUCGUAAAUUCUUCGAACGGCUUGGCACGUAUGAUUCGGGUUUCGAUAUUUGGGGUGGUGAGAAUUUGGAAUUGUCUUUCAAAACUUGGAUGUGCGGUGGCACGCUAGAGAUUAUACCAUGCUCACAUGUCGGGCAUAUAUUCCGCAAGCGAUCACCAUAUAAGUGGCGCUCCGGUGUAAAUGUGCUGAAGAAGAACUCGGUUCGUUUGGCUGAAGUAUGGCUGGAUGACUAUGCGAAAUAUUAUUACCAGCGCAUUGGCCAGGACAAGGGUGACUACGGCGAUGUGAGCGCACGGAAAGAACUCAGACGGAAUCUCGGCUGUCAAAGCUUCAAAUGGUAUCUCGACAAUGUCUACCCAGAGUUGUUCAUACCUGGCGAUUCAGUGGCGAAUGGCGAGAUAAGAAAUCUAGGCGUUGGCGGUCGCACAUGCUUGGAUUCGCCAGCGGGCAAGCGGAACUUGAAGAAGCCAGUCGGUUUAUAUCCCUGCCACAGGCAAGGCGGCAAUCAGUAUUGGAUGCUGAGCAAAGGCGGUGAAAUACGACGCGAUGAGGCCUGUCUCGAUUAUGCUGGCAACGAUGUGGUUCUGUAUCCAUGUCACGGCUCCAAAGGAAAUCAGUUCUGGAAGUAUAAUCAGCAGAAGCGUCAAAUACGACACGGUUCAUCAGACAAGUGUCUGGCCAUAUCGGAGAAGAAGGACAAAGUGGUCAUGGAAGAGUGUGAUUCGAAUCAAUUGCGACAACAAUGGAAGCUCGAAAAUUACGAUCCAUCGAAAUUGUGAGGUUACUUUUAUGCCAACGGCACAGUUUUAUUGCCGACGCACAAGCGACGAAAAUAGCAUAAAUUACGCACAGGAAAUGCACAGCAACAACAACAAACGAAACAGAAGCACAAUCAACAAAAACAACAACAACAACAGCAACACGUAUAUAUAGAACAUAAAGCGUCACAACAAAUGAGAUACGGAAGUGGCGGACAACGACAUCAACAACAGCAGCAGCGACAUAAAUUGCAGCAAGCAACUGAAUUGCAACAACUGGCGAGAGAACGCUUCAAGCAACAGCGACACCAGCAACAAAAAGAACAACAAAAAUACAAGCAAAAACAAGCCGUUAUAACAGCUCAAGUACAAUAUGGUCACAAUUAUCCGUGGCUGUAAUGUAAAGCUGCACUCAUACACACACAGACACACCCAAAUAUACAUAAAUAGUGCAGCGCACAGUCAAUCAUACGCCGUGGCCAACAUUCGAGUUUAAUAUGUAAAUAUUACAUAAAUUUGUAACCAUAUGUACUCACAGUUGCUUGUACUCAGGCUGUUUUCGAGCAUUUCCAGGUAGCAGGAUGUUGUAGCAGAAGUACUUACACACA